GAGUAGCGGAAGAGCCGUGAAUGGCCGUUAUGGAGCAUUGGAACUGGGGAAUGGGCUGCACGGGCUUCCUAGUCAACGACCGUGUCCCGCAUGUUCCAAGCAAGGGCCGCAUGCUUCCAAGGUUCUGAGGUUCCAAGGUUCCAAGGGCCGCAUGUUCUAGGACGGCUCCGAAGAGGCGCAUCAAGGCGCCUUGUCCGCGGCCAACACAAAGUAACGGUGUCCCAACUGAGCCCACGAAUCUGCGACAAAGGCGACAAGAGGCAAGGAGGCGUCGCGCUUCGCGGACACGGGAUCAGCCUCCGGGAACACAUUUCCCACUGUCCCAGGCACUGGGGCCAGAACCGCACCCUCCAGGCGAUGGGCGGUCCACGAUCCAGUCUAGAACGGGUCUCGCGCGGCGGCGAAGCAUUCCAUCCCAAAGCACCAGGGGCGCGGCCCGACCGUGGAGCGGAGGACGGAUCACGAUGGACUGGGAUGGGCCCAAAAGACGGACUCGCGAUGGACCAGGAAAGCAGGAGACCAAGAUACGAAAAAGGCCUGGAGCGGUGGACCACCCGAGAACCGGACGUGUUUACGGCGGCGGUCGACUGCCUUGGCCAUGUGUGUUGUUGGCUGUUAGUUGUUUGAAGGCUCGAGACGGGACGCUCUAGACUGUCCGGAUAAACCAAGUGCACCCGUCUUGCUCAGCACUUGUUAUCUCGAAGGCAGGGCCUGCAUUGGCGCGAAUUGGUCAUGGCCUG
Molecule: messenger RNA, 740 nt
Organism: Ilyonectria robusta
Lineage: Eukaryota; Fungi; Ascomycota; Sordariomycetes; Hypocreales; Nectriaceae
Exons: 1
Coding region: 91-627 (178 amino acids)
Source: RefSeq, a predicted model, not a curated record